CUAGCAUCUCAACAUGCCUCCUUUAGGCAAGAGAUAGAGCAAAUGGAAGUCAGGUACACCCAGCUCAUAGAGAAAUCUGAAGGAAAACACAGCGCAGAUCUCAAAGAAAUAAGCAAAUCAGUGCACAAGACUCUGGAGAUUAUCUCUCUAUUGAGUGGAACUGUGAGCAACACGAUGGAAAUAUAUGCCUCUGACAGUCUACUUCAACUCAAAGAGAUCAACAAAGUCAAAGAGCAAAUAGCGAGUGUCACAAUUAGUCUCCAAAAACAGAUGUCCCUUCUCCAAAUGGACAUCAGAUCAGCCCUAGCAGUAGCUUCUACAAAUCAGGUAGUGACCAAAGACUACUUGAAGAUGAUCAUUGACAAUCAAAAGGAAGCAUACAAGCUGUUCAGACUUAUUGGCGCAAAUUCUGGAAACCGCAAGAUGGAAGUAAUUCUCCAACAACACAGUCCAUCUCCAAUACCACAGCUCCCUAUUGCAGUCAAAGAAGGAGAAGUAUCUUAUAUUCCUUCUCAUCUGAACAUGACAAAUCUAAUCCUUGAAGCACAACAAAGAAAUCCAGAAAACUCAGCACAACAUCUAUCCAGCUCAGGACUGGAUGGAACAGAAUUUAUAGGUACAGUUGUUGACCACUUCUCAAAUGAUGCUCAAUCAGAAGAGAGACGUGAAAAUUUAAGGCGCAUCAAAGAACUGUGUGGGAACAUGAAGGGCAUCAGUGAGGUUGCCGGAUCUUCAAAGCGCAAGAGAAACUGAAGGUUCUUUUCAUCAAAACAGGGGGAAA
This is a messenger RNA of Cuscuta campestris, 781 nucleotides long. Lineage: Eukaryota; Viridiplantae; Streptophyta; Magnoliopsida; Solanales; Convolvulaceae. The record is from the annotation of a GenBank genome assembly.